AUGAGUGCAACAAACCGAAUUCAUUCCUCAGGAUCGCUGGAUACCUUCAAUCCAGUCUUGGUCACUCCUGUAAUUGGGAACGAAUUUGAAAAGGGAUCAUGCAACAUCGUGGACGACAUCCUCCACCAUCCUGAUGCGGAUCAAAGAAUCCGAGAUUUAGCUGUGAUGGUCGCAGAAAGGGGCGUCGUCUUCUUCCGCGCCCAGGACAAUCUCACCAACGACCUCCAAAAGCUCCUCAUCACCCGCAUGGGCUCUCUCACCACCCGUCCCCCUUCACAUGGCCUACACAUCCAUCCCGUCACAAACGACAAGCGCGAAUUUGGCGACCCAGAUCCUCAAAUCAGCACCAUCAGCUCCGAAGGCCGCAAGACGCUCUACAAGGGAUCUGAUUACACGCGCCUGGCCGCCGUAUGGCACAGCGAUAUUGCAUUUGAGAAAGCCCCCGCCGAUUUCUCCUCCUUGCGACUUACGCAGUUACCGAGUACGGGAGGGGAUACGCUGUGGGCUAGUGGCUACGAGGUCUAUGAUCGGCUAAGCAAGCCGUACCGGAAAUUUGUCGAGGKCCUGACGGCGGAGUUUCAGGGGGAGGGUUUCAAGCGGAUUGCGCAGUCCGGCAAAUUUGAGAUGUAUACCGGGGAGAGAGGAUCGCCGUUGAACGUGGGAAGUGACUUGGAGGCUAUCCAUCCGGUCGUACGCACCAACCCAAUUACAGGAUGGAAAUCCGUUUUCCCAAUUGGAUCCUUCGCAACACACAUAAACGGCCUAAGCCGUAGAGAAAGUCAAAACAUGCUCCAAUACUUUAAUGAUCUCAUCACAUUCGGCCAUGACCUUCAAGUUCGACUAAAGUGGCAGCAACCAAACGACAUCGUCCACGAAAAUCCAGCAAUUUGGGACAAUCGAAGUGUCUUCCAUACAGCUACAGGAGAUCAUGAAGGAUUCGGUCCCAGGAGCGGCAACCGAGCUGUGGGUGUGGGUGAAGUGCCCUAUUUUGAUCCCGAGAGUAAGUCGAGACGUGAGGAUUUGGGAAUUGUGGACUUGUUAUCUCCUGCGCAUCUAUAA
Talaromyces amestolkiae is the source of this 1059-nucleotide messenger RNA. RefSeq lists its product as uncharacterized. Gene Ontology annotation, molecular function: 2-oxoglutarate-dependent dioxygenase activity. The record is from RefSeq and is a predicted model, not a curated record. The transcript is spliced from 5 exons. Lineage: Eukaryota; Fungi; Ascomycota; Eurotiomycetes; Eurotiales; Trichocomaceae. Gene Ontology annotation, cellular component: cytoplasm. Bases 1 to 1059 code for a protein of 352 amino acids.